UUUGCGGCGCAAAGGCGCUUAAGGGGGGAUGAGCCAGCCGCUCUCCUCCUCCUCCUCGGCUGCAGAUCCGCUCCCUUGUGUUCCCGGAGGCAGACGCGGCCUCGUCUCCGGCGGGAACAUGAAGGUGAAGAAGGGGAGCAGCGCCGGGGCGGCGGGCGGCGGGGGAGGCAUGGGGCCGGGGCCCGGGGGGGCGGCGGCGCCCUCCUCCGCCUCCUCCUCCACCUCCUCCUCCUCCUCGGGGGCCUCCUCCUCCUCCUCCUCGGCCCUGUGCAGCGAGGAGGAGCUCCUGCGCAAGGCCAGCAUCAGCCCCGAGGACGUCUUGGGGCUCCCCAAGAUCACCUCCGAUUAUUUAUGCACUCCAGAGGAGAACGUGUACAAGAUAGAUUUCACUCGCUUCAAAAUCAGAGACAUGGAGUCCGGCACCGUCUUGUUUGAGAUCACUAAACCCCCAGCUUCAGAGCGCGAGCACAGCAACAAGAAGGACAUCGAUCCCAAUGCCGGGCGGUUUGUGCGCUACCAGUUCACGCCGGCUUUCCUUAGGCUGCGGCAAGUCGGAGCCACGGUGGAGUUCACAGUGGGCGACAAACCCAUCAACAACUUCCGCAUGAUCGAGCGGCACUAUUUCCGGGACCAGCUCCUCAAGAGCUUUGACUUUGAGUUCGGCUUCUGCAUCCCCAGCAGCAAGAAUACCUGCGAGCACAUCUAUGAGUUCCCCCAGCUCUCCGAAGACCUCAUCCAGGAAAUGAUCAUCCAUCCCUACGAGACUCAGUCGGACAGUUUCUACUUUGUGGACAACAAACUGGUCAUGCACAACAAAGCCGACUAUUCCUACAGCGGUGGGCCGUGACCCAAGAGAGACGUAGUUCCCUGUAGGAAACGGGCCCCAGGUCCCGUGUGUUGGCGUCGCGGAGGACUUCGGCGGUGCGGAAAUGGGAGUUUUGCGUUUAGUCUGAGCUUCACGAGGAAAGACCCCGUUUCCCGCCUCUCCUGUCGUCCUCAAAAAUCAUAGCACUGUGUAGGACAAAGGUAUAUUUUGAGUCUCGGAUCUUUUGGGACACAUUUCCCCCCUUGUUUUGUCGGAUUUCGGCUCCUUGGAGGCUCCCCAGAGCAGAGACUUUGGAUUCGGAUUCCUUCGCUCUUUGAAUGCAAAGCACAAGGGGGAGUACUGAAAGAAUCCAUUCUGUUGUCUGCCUCCCCCCAAUGACUUAAUGGUCUCUGUGGUGUUGGAAAGAAUCAAAAAGUCUUGUCCAGGGACAUAAUAGAUCUCUCGUUUUGGGGGGAUUUAUGGGGGAGCACUUCUCAGUUACUGUGAAAACACGAGAUCCCCGUUGAUGUUGUUGGAAGGAUAGGGGGUCCGUAUGUUAAUGUCGUAUUCGUUUUCGUCUUCCUUGCACCUCGAACAGCCUGAUAAGCUGAUAUUAUCCCCGAUUUGCGGUGUAUUCAUCAUAUAUUCGUAAUUUACGAGGGGUUUUUCUCCAAAAUGCUCUUCCGUUGACGCAAGUGUUCAAACCUAUUUUCCAAGUUUUUAUCAUUUUUCCCUUUCCUUUGCCAAUAGGUUCUCCUUGACUUUCCAUGUAGAGUAAAUACAGCAGAUAGUUGGCCCUUUGAAUGGAGAUUAAGGGAAGGCGAUUUCACCCUGUUUAAUUUUUCUUUUUGUGUGUGUUCCUGUGUGUUUUGGCUCAGUAUCUGCAUUUGUGUGGGUCCAAACGAAAUGUAUAAACUGAACGUCCUUUCACCAGAAAUUCUCCCAAAAUUGCGAGAGGGAUACAGAGAGAAAGACCCCCUUUUUCAAUGCAAAUUCAGCUCCAGGCAUAAAAUGAUUGAACAUAGGGACUAUAGGUUUUGUAGUCCCAUCGUUUUUGAAGGGUUUCCCAUUGAAAUGAAGGACUCUCCAGAGAUAGUGUUGCAUUUUGUUUUCUAGUUGGUCAACAUUAAUAGAAUGCUAUUUAAUAAAUCAGAAUGGAAGGGUUUUAUUUGCAGCCGGCGAAAUGGGGUUCUAUAUCAGGGGAAAGAAAUCCUAAAUGUACAGAAAAAGAAAUUAAAUAAGAUUAUGAUGAAA
This is a messenger RNA of Anolis carolinensis (green anole), 2059 nucleotides long. RefSeq names its product unc-119 lipid binding chaperone (gene unc119). Gene Ontology annotation, molecular function: lipid binding. Gene Ontology annotation, biological process: nervous system development; negative regulation of clathrin-dependent endocytosis; negative regulation of caveolin-mediated endocytosis. Gene Ontology annotation, cellular component: spindle midzone; spindle pole; intercellular bridge. The record is from RefSeq and is a predicted model, not a curated record. Lineage: Eukaryota; Metazoa; Chordata; Lepidosauria; Squamata; Anolidae. Bases 29 to 847 code for a protein of 272 amino acids. The transcript is spliced from 5 exons.